Messenger RNA from Sphaeroforma arctica JP610, 453 nucleotides. RefSeq lists its product as hypothetical. Bases 1 to 453 code for a protein of 150 amino acids. The transcript has 3 exons. NCBI's taxonomy places the organism in Eukaryota, Ichthyosporea, Ichthyophonida. The record is from RefSeq and is a predicted model, not a curated record.
AUGAUAAGAUUGUGGGACCAAUUAUUCACGCAUGGGAAUAUUGGUUCAGCGUAUGGGUCUGGGAAACCUGUGGCCCAUGCGCUCAAUAUAAGCGUCCUGCAUAAUGGCGAUGGUCCUGGAUGCUGUACAAUGCGAAUGUUCUUCAUGCUACGAAGCCGAGAUGACGAAGAGUACGACCGAAAUCUUGAUUUCAAAGACGUCCCCGCUUGCUUUAAGGCCGUAGAGGCCCAGGAUAAAUCUCAGGACAGCGUUGGGGGGGGUAGUGUCCGAGUUCGACACUCCCUUUGGAGGAAACAUGUAUACAGGGCCUUGGAGAUGCUUUUAGGGACGGCGUCCUUGAGGGAGAACUUCUGGGCGGGUAGUGGGGCUUAUAGUACGGUUGAGAUGCGAUCAUACGGCGAAGGAAUUAGCAGUGCGGAGUUCGAGUGGUCGUCGCGGAGGAGUGCGAUUUGA